Molecule: messenger RNA, 909 nt
Organism: Talaromyces rugulosus
Lineage: Eukaryota; Fungi; Ascomycota; Eurotiomycetes; Eurotiales; Trichocomaceae
Exons: 2
Coding region: 1-909 (302 amino acids)
Source: RefSeq, a predicted model, not a curated record
AUGGUUGUCCACAGGGAAUCUCUUCCUCGUCUUAGAGACAAAAACGAGCUGAGAAUAGUACUGAAAGAUACGAAGCGACGCUUGGAAAAACGAUUUAAAGCUAGUCAAUUCACUGAAUGGCAAAAAAACAAGAAGGGCACAUGCACAAUUCAAAUUUGGCGUCAAGGUCUAAAUGCGCAUAAGAAAGGUUUUUACAUCGAGAGUGAGAUAUCUUUAGUAACCUACUUGGCUUCGGUGCUACACGUUGAGCAGCCCCGUCAACAAACUGAGACCGAGGAUAUUACCGAGGGUCUUCGGAUUCUAUUUCUGGAACUAUUAAUUCAAGAUGGGCUUGAAAUCGAAGGAGACGGGUUACCAUGGUUUCUCUCAAUCUCGCCAAUCUCGUCAUUCUUGGUUAGAUUGAAUCUGGAUGCGAUUCCCCCUCUGGCUAAUCAUUUGUGCGCGUUUUCGACGAUAGUCAGUAUCCAGACCACGUUUAAUGGGAUACCUGUCGAAGCACCACUUCCAACAAUCAUAAAACGAAUAUCGGGGUUGAGGUUCUGCCCAGACUCUCAUAUUCGCAUCAAGAACCUCCUCAACUUUCUUGAAGAGGUGGAUCAGUAUCAAAAUACAGCCAAUAUGCAAUUGCCUCAUCGUGCACCUGAGGAUCCAUAUCAAAGACGACCAUCCGAGUCAUUGAAAUCUUUCCUGGACAGUCUAGAUCAGCCACAACCCCUGCCAUAUCCCCCUAAUUCAAAUACUUUUCGAACCUCUCCACACAUCGGACGACCAGUCGACCCCGACAACAGCCAAGCCCAAGAGCCAGGUUCAGUGCCCGAAUCGAUACCGGAUGUGCAGUUCUGGGACCAUGGAUUUAACGCCCACGAAUUCACCUAUGACGGGGAUCUCUGUUCAAUUGUUAUGGACUAA